AUGAGGGUUGGAGACAUAGCAUACCUCAAGCUUGAUCAAUUUGAACCAGCUUGGCGACAAGGUUUAGUGGUUGCCAGUAGUCCAAAGAGCUCUCGACUGGUCUUGGCUGUCCGCUGCACCACUGCGGAACUCCGCGAAAAGGGAUCUGGCUUGUCAUCGUUUGAUUGCAAAGAAUGUCGGUACAUCCUAGUCGAAGGGAGGCCGGCGCAGAUCAGAGCGUCGUGCGACCAACCGCUUCGAGGCCUAGAGGUCUCGACGGAUGCCCUGCUGAAGACAGCCCUAGAGGCAUUAGAUUCCGAAGAUUUGCAAUAUGCCACGGCUUCAGAGGACCUUCCCAUCACUACCCCUGCAGCUGGCAGCAAAAUGGGCCAACAGCCGGAGUUGUUGGGGUCUGGGACGGAAAGCAGCUUGGAGGAGGAUGGCAGCGGCGACGAGCUUAUCCAACUUCUGCAGAGAGCCAAAAGAACAGAUCUCGGGAAGGCUUCAAGUUCCGACAGGCCAGCAAAGAUUGGACAUCAGGCAAAGGGUCGAUACCCGUUCUUGACCCAUCAAAGCCGGGAAGCCAAGGGUUCUUCAGAUGGCGUCCAGAAGCUCUUUAAAAAGGCCUUGUCGGCCGACCCUGCAGCAGAGCUCACCACCACGAACCUCAAUGCCUUGAUCUCCAUGGAGCUGUUAAGGACUCUGAAAGGAAAGGAGCGAAGACGCGAUCGAGUCAGCAGUCCAGCAGGUUCAGAUCGCAGCGACGACAGCAGCCUGGAGUCUUCGAGCAGCCGUGGGAAAAGGGGGGGUGCAAGCAAAGCUCUCAGGGCCUACAGACAGGGCCACAGAGAGAUGAGGAGAAAUCCCAUGCGCCAUGUGAAGAGAUACAUAAAAGAGGUCGAAGGCCAUUUAGGUGCCACAAAAGAAACAGCCUACGCCUUGUCAGACUUCACUCGACGACUGAAUUGGGGAAGGCAAAGGACCCUUUUGAGGGUGCAUUUUGCGCUGUCAGAAAUCCUUCAGACCUUGUUGAAGAACCAGCCCGAACAGGCAGCCUUAGAGUUGGUACAGCUGUUGAGGGCAGUUCACCAAUGCAGUCUAGAUCAAGGAUCUUGGAAGACCGCAUGGCUUUUGCUGAGGUACACAGACCCUGUGGAAGUUCCCAGAUUCGGUGGCGAGCCGCAAGAGCUGGAAAGGGUGGCGGGCUAUCUCAAGGCCUUGGAAAAUCUCGAGAAGAAGUCAAAGGGCGCUCCAAGGGGAGAGCACAACGAGGACGAAGAGAAGAAGGGAAAAGGCAAGAAAAGCUGGAACAGAAAGCCCGAUGCGAGCCAAGAAACAUGA
Durusdinium trenchii is the source of this 1320-nucleotide messenger RNA. NCBI's taxonomy places the organism in Eukaryota, Dinophyceae, Suessiales, Symbiodiniaceae. The record is from the annotation of a GenBank genome assembly.